GUGUGAUCAAACAUUGUACCAAUUCGGUAAAAAAAUAUAGUGAGUAAUUUUAAUCGAUGCGUGCGCGACUUUUUUAUCUAAUCUACUGUUUGCAAUAUGAAACAGACACUGUUUUAUUUUUAUACACACUAAAUGUGUAUGUAUCACCUUUUUUUUCGUCAAGAUAACGUCAUAGUUGUAAUAUGAUAACAACUUAGAACAAAUAUGGAAAUUAAUCCGAGACCAGUGCCAAAAUUCACCUGUUAUUUCUGUAAUAAAGUUAUCGAAAAUGACACAGAAGUGGGGCAUACUACAGUAUGUGGGAACGUUUUGGUACCGUGUGUUAAUAAAUGCGGUGCUUAUGUACCAAGAAUGGGAUUACAAAAACACAAUAAAGAGUGUGUCAACAGGACUACUAAUACUUUACCAAAACAACAAAAGCGACGAGUACCAAAUACGUCUUAUGGGCUAGCACCAGACAGCAGGAAUAUAGCUUCAAACAAUUCCACUAGAACCACGAAUAAUGGAUUGAUGAAAAAUGACAAUCAAAACGAACUUUACAAGCUCUCUAGAAAAAUUGCAGAUCUCGAAAGCAGAUUUCAGUUCCAACAGGACAACAAUAACCAUCUAUCAACUUCAUUAACGAACUAUGAGAAAUUGAAAACGUCUCAGCUUCAACUCAACCUCGAUUUAGAGAAAAUCAAAUAUCAAAACCAACUUGCUUAUGAUUGGAGAAAAAAGACUGAUUCAAUUCUGGAGGCUUUGAAAGUGAAUUUAUCAAGCGUAGAUAGAGCAAAAAGAGACUUAGAUAGCAAGGUUAUGGGUUUGCAGACUAGGAUGAUGCUUAUAGAAAAACUACAAGACCAAAUAAGUGGACUUGUAGAUAGUUUUCGAAGAGAACAAGCUUACAACAGACAAGUAGAUAUGAGCUUCGAAGAAAACUUCGAGGAAAUUAAAAAAACGUCGGCUCAAGAAAAUGCAAAAAAUCUAGCGAUACUCGGCGACGUUAAAGAUGCUUUAGACAUAACAAAACAAGAUAUAGAAAACGCCAAAGUUCAACUAGAAGAUCAAGGAAUCAAAUUCACUAAUAUCAUCUACGAUUUGAGAGGAGUAGGUCAAAGCGCUUCCGAAGCUAUUAAAAAAAUGGAAAAUAUGGAAAAAGAAUACGAAAAUUUAAAGAAAGAAUUCACCCAGAUGAAGUUAGAUAUGGAAAUAUUAGAAGGACUUACCAGUUCGAAUGAUUUCAGACCAGGACCUGGGAGAUUGUUAUGGAGGAUCACAGAAGUCGAUGCUAAAAUGAUUCAAGCAAAACAAUCAGGAAAUGUGGUUAAAAGCCCCAUAUUUUUCACACACGAAUAUGGAUAUAGGGUUAGGGUGUUAAUGUAUAUGAAUGGAUUAAAAAAAUGGAAAGAUAGAUAUGCAUUGUUAUGUCUGCAUGUUCUUAAAGGAGAUUUCGAUAUGGUACUAAAGUGGCCUUGUAAUAUUGAAGGAACCGUAGUAUUACGAGAUCUUGAUGAUUUAGAAAAGGCGAAGCCUUUUACUAAAGUAAUAACCGCAAAACGACAAACAGGAAACGAAGAAUGUGAAGAACCACAAGAAUCUUCUUCGUGUUAUAUUUUCAUUCCCCACUCUACUCUUUUGAAAAGUAACCAUGUUAAAAACGAUACGAUAUUUCUCGAUAUCAAAAUACGCCAAAAUAAUAAACUUGAAACUAGUUUGUAAAAGAAUUUGUACCUGAUAUUAAAAUUUCAUUUUGAAUUUGUGAUUAUUAUUUAUUUAUAAUAUAUUUCGUUUUAUUUUCU
This is a messenger RNA of Diorhabda sublineata, 1781 nucleotides long. RefSeq names its product TNF receptor-associated factor 5. Bases 205 to 1701 code for a protein of 498 amino acids. The record is from RefSeq and is a predicted model, not a curated record. NCBI's taxonomy places the organism in Eukaryota, Metazoa, Arthropoda, Insecta, Coleoptera, Chrysomelidae. The transcript is spliced from 5 exons. Gene Ontology annotation, molecular function: protein binding.